This is a messenger RNA of Gadus chalcogrammus (walleye pollock), 3290 nucleotides long. Its product is annotated as zinc finger BED domain-containing protein 4-like. The transcript is spliced from 2 exons. Gene Ontology annotation, molecular function: protein dimerization activity. Lineage: Eukaryota; Metazoa; Chordata; Actinopteri; Gadiformes; Gadidae. The record is from RefSeq and is a predicted model, not a curated record. The coding region runs from base 44 to 1501 and encodes 485 amino acids.
CCAGCCGUUUAGCGUAGUACAGGAUAAAGGCUUCGUAAACCUGAUGAAACACCUGAGUCCACGGUACAAAUUACCAAGUAGGCGGUACUUUUCUGACACAGCGCUGCCCGAGUUGUUUGAGAGAGUUUCAAGCCAUAUACACAAACUGCUGGACGGCACUAAAUCCCCGGUCAGUUUCACAACGGACAUUUGGACUUCUAACGUGAGCUUAAUGUCAAUGUUGAGCCUGACUGCUCAGUGGCUGGAUGAUGAAUUUGAGCUACAUCAAGUCCUUCUAUGCUGUGAGGAAUGCCCCGGGUCCCACACCGCCGACAAUCUAAGAGCCAAAUUUGACAAAAUGUUGGCGGAGUGGAAAAUCGAUAAGAAGAGGGUUCAUGUCGUGUUGCGUGACAACGCUAGGAAUAUGACCAAAGCACUGGAUGAUGGCAACCUCCCCAGUCUCCCGUGUAUGGCACAUACACUACAGUUAGCGGUGAUUGAGGGACUGCAGUCUCAACGCUCUAUCACUGACGCUGUGGCAACAGGCAGGAGAAUAGUCACGCACUUCAAACACUCAUCGCUAGCCUAUUCAAAACUCCACGCUAUCCAGGAGGAGUUGGGUCAACCCAAGAAGCGCUUGCAACAGGAUGUCCCCACGAGGUGGAACAGCACAUUUUAUAUGUUGCAGUCGCUGUUGGAACAGAAAUGUGCCCUGGGCUUAUACGCAACAGAACACGAGCUCCCGGCCGUACUCACCACAAAUCAGUGGGGGUUAAUUGAGAAUUUGUUGAGCAUCCUUGAACCUUUUGAGGAACUCACUAAGACAAUUAGCUCCUCGUCAGCCACCGCCGCAGUUGUCAUCCCUGAAAUCACCGCACUGAAGCGCCUUUUGGGGAGAGCAGCAGACACAGACCGUGGUGUGGGCACUGCCAAAGCCACGCUGUUGGAAGCAGUCCAGAGAAGGUUUAAAGACAUCGAGAAGAAUCCACUGUACGCUGUGGCCACUGCUAUGGAUCCCAGAUACAAAACCUGCUACUUCUCAGCAGAAGUAAAGGAUGAGGUGAAAAGGGUGCUUCUGAACAUGCUGGACACAGUGGACACCAGUGCCAGCAAGCCCACACCUGAUCAGCCUUCUGGGGAACCUGCAGCCAAAAGGGCAAGUCAACUGCUUUCGGUGCAUGCUGAGAUACUGAAGGAGAGUGCUAGCAAUGAGGAAGAGCGACUGCUGGGCAGCCCUUCAUCUGUGCAGUUACAUCGUUACCUCUCCGAGUUGCCCAUCAAGAGAUCUGAAGAUGAAACUGUAAAUGAUGUACUGAAAUACUGGCAUGAAAACAAAACACACUACCCUGCACUUGCCCCGCUUGCCCAAGCCUACCUCUCUGCUCCAUGUACAAGCGUCGAUAGCGAGCGCUUGUUUAGCUUGGCUAGUAAUGUCAUAGACGAGAAAAGAAACAGGCUUUCUGGUGAGAAGGCAGAGAUGCUUCUGUUUGUGAAGAAGAACCUGCCAUUGAUGGUUAAGUGAUUGCAUUGGGAGUGGGAUGGAGUACUUUGAUCACAACCUAAAGCUACCUGUUUGUAUUGAUGUUUUUUUUUUAUCCCAUAUUAUGAUGCACUUUUUUAUUUAGAGGUCAAAGGCCUGAAAUGUGCAAUUUACUUUGAGAACCAGUUUAUUUUCAGUACAUAAUAGUGCACUUUAUCUUUUGUUUGUAUUUAUUUUAGUUUUAUCCUAGUUAUUGACCUGUAAACUGGACUGAAUGUCAGCGUUCAAAAUAAAUCUGCUCAGGAGGCACUGUUGAAACUCUCACUCUAUUUCUUAUUUGUGAUGUUUUAUUCUUGAAAAGGGGAGUUAUGAUAGCAUAUAGCCUACCACUAGUUGUGGUUUUAAUUGCAGUUAUAUAAGCAAAAUGUUGUCUGGGAGAAGGGUACUCAAGCCAACAAAAUGGUGUCUAUUAUAUGAUUAUAAUUAUUUCUUAGAAAAUCGGUAUCGGAAAAACCGGUUUUGGCAGGUCAGACCUCCUUAAAAACCGGAAAUCGGUAUCGGCCAAGAAUUUUGCAAUCGGUGCAUCUCUACGCGACACGGUAUUACAUGAAAAAAUGUACGGUUGACAUCUGUGGCCUUUUCAUAUCGCGAUAUACCAUUUUACGGUAUAUCGUUACAUCCCUAGUUAGGACUGGUCCUUAUUCGGCCUGACCAGUUCUGGCUGGUUAGGACUGGUCCUGACUCCGCCUGGAUAGUUCUGCCUGGCUAGGACUGGUCCUGACUCCUCCUGACUAGUUCUGUCUGGUUAAGACUGGUCCUGACUCCUCCUGACUUCUGUCUGCUUCUGACUAGUUCUGUCUGCUUAUGACUGUCCCUUUCUUCUCCUGCCUAGUUCUGUCUGGUUACGGCUGGUCCUUACUCCUCCAGACUAGUUAUGUAUGGUCAGGACUAGUCCUGACUCCUACUGACUAGUUCUUUCUAGGUAGGACUGCUUCUGUAUGGUUAAGACUGGUUCUGACUCCUCCUGACCAGUUCGGUCUGGUUAAGACUGGUCCUGACUCCUCCUGACCAAUUUUGUCUGUUUAAGACUGGUUUGUUGGAGCCAUAACCGAAAUAUGGCAAUAAUGGAAUGGAAAUAAUAAUAAUUUAUAUAACGAUGGUUAAAUUGAGUUUGUAUUCUGUCCGUCACUUCUAUUAUUGCAUUCAUUCAGCUAAUGAAGGAAUUUAAAUAAACCUGCGGGAAUGUGACACAAACGAGAGUGAGAGGGGGAAGCGGGACAGUUUUUUGACCGCAAAUGUUUGUUGAAAAGUAUAGUUAUCAAGACAAAUCAUUUUUGUUUGAAGCUUUAUUUAAUGAUGCAUUUUUGUUUAAACUUCGAAUCAGCUUUACUUUGACUUUGGAUUGCGCGUUGUCUACCCCGCUCCUAUAGUGGCUUCUAAUCUUGGCAAAAAGCCACUAUACUGGUACUGACUCCUCCUUAGGCCCCGUCCACACGAAGCCGAUUUCAUGGCGAAACCGCAAAGGUCUUGUACGGUUCGGCCUUCCGUCCACACGAAGCCGGCGAAUCCGCUGACCGAAACCGUAAACUUCUGAAACCACCCUCGGAGGUGGUUUCAUAUCUACCCGGUUUCGUUUUGGAUUCGUGUGGACGCCUGAAACCGACUGAAACCGUAAACCAUGACGUCAUCGCCCCAUCCCUCGACCCUCUAGCCAAUGACUGUUAAGCCCAAGGAGUCUCACCCUUUAUGCGCAUGCUCGCCUCUUCUUAUUUAUUUUUCUUCUGGAUUUCUGUAGCAGAAGCAGCGCCACUUAUGGGCCUGGAAUGUGUAC